This is a messenger RNA of Gymnodraco acuticeps, 1625 nucleotides long. RefSeq names its product free fatty acid receptor 3. Lineage: Eukaryota; Metazoa; Chordata; Actinopteri; Perciformes; Bathydraconidae. Gene Ontology annotation, molecular function: G protein-coupled receptor activity. Bases 93 to 998 code for a protein of 301 amino acids. Gene Ontology annotation, biological process: G protein-coupled receptor signaling pathway; cellular response to fatty acid. The transcript has a single exon. The record is from RefSeq and is a predicted model, not a curated record. Gene Ontology annotation, cellular component: plasma membrane.
UAUCAGCAGGAGUGUUUCUUUUGUUGACCAUGGUCACAUCGUCAAAAUGAAUUGCUUAAUAACUUGUCUUUUUUCUUUGGAAUAGGAUAAAAAUGGAACCAGGGGUGAGGAGUGAGGUCAUUCUCUCAGUUUACAUCAUUUCCUUUCUCCUUGGCCUCCCAACAAACCUUGUGGCUCUCUACGCCUUCAGCGUCAAGAUCAACUCCAAGCCCGUUUUAACAGACAUCCUGCUUCUCAAUCUGACGGUCUCUGACCUGCUCUUUCUGAUCAUCCUUCCUCUCAAGAUGCAUGAGGCAGUGUCAGGCAUGCAAUGGCAUUUAUCCAGCGUCCUGUGCUCCAUCACCUCCUUUAUCUUCUUCUCAACAAUCUACAGCAGCUCCUUGUUGCUAAUGGCAGUCAGUGUGGUUCGCUACAUUGCACUAGCUUUCCCCAUCACCUAUCAUAAGCUGCAGAAACCUGUGUAUGCGAUGAUUAUCAGUGCUGCUAUUUGGCUGAUUACAACAGCACACUGCAGCAUCACUUUUAUUACCCAGCACCUACCAUCCCUAUCCAGCGAAGACUCCGGUGUUUGCUAUGAGAACUUUACGGCGCAGCAGCUGACGAUCGUCCUCCCUGUACGUUUGGAGUUUUUCUUUGUACUCUGCGUAAUACCUCUUUUAAUUUGUGUUUACUGCUACUUGAGCUGCAUCGUUAUCCUGUACAGUCGCCCCAGGAUAUCCCUGAAGCAGAAGCAGAAGGCCAUCGGCAUGGCCUUGGGGACUCUCGCUGUGUUUCUCAUCUGUGUGCUGCCGUACAACAUCUCUCACUUAAUGGGUUUCUUAGAGGGUGAGAGCCCCAAAUGGAGGCACUACACCUUGCUGCUUAGCACCUUCAACACCUGUAUUGAUCCCAUCAUCUUCUACUUUUCCUCCUCCACUUUCCAGGGCAUUGGUAAAAAGUUGAUUUUCAAGAAGUGUGUAUUCACUGUUUCAGGAGAACAGCCCACUAACUCUAGCUAAGUCUAUAAUACAACACAUCCAGCUGAAAUAUUCUUGUUGUAUUGUAUAUAAUGAUUAUUAUUUUUGGCAUUUGUUAUGCUUUACAGAUUGCUUUAAUAGUUCAGUUCCUUAAUUAAACCACGUCUCACAUGGUUUGCUGUUAAUAAGUAACACAAUAUUAUGUUAAGAUUAUAACAUCCUGCUCAAAGACCUGCUUUCCAUAACAAAACAUUUUAUGACAAAACCACAAGUUAUCUUUGGUGCAUAAGCAAAUUCCAAAUUUUAUUAUUUUACAGUUAAUUCUCAAUUUUCGAAAGGGAACUGUUAUUCUUUGCACCCUUGACACAUUAUUUCCUGUUUACUUUAACGUGGGCCUGCAACUCUUCUGCACUCAUGCAUUCUGUAGGCACACAUGUAGAAUAUACCUGCAAAACAAAACAUAGGUCAUGUUACCACAAGUUUAUGGCACUAUAACAAUCUGUUGUCCUGUAAUACACAAUGUUUGACAGCAAGACAUAUUCUCUUGCGUUAAAGUUACUGAUGUGUGAGACUGAAAACUGUAUUGUUAGCAUUUAAGUGCAAAAUAAAAGCUAAAAAGUCUGUAGUAACCAACAAUUUCUGUAAAUAAAAUUCAAGUGUUUGUGUGCU